AUGUCUAGACGCUCAACAAGGCUCAGUGGUGGGCCGACUACCUCGGACUCUCCCGCUACUGCCGGACCCUCACGAUGGACCAGCAACAGCGCCACGAAUCGUUCCUCAACCUCUACACAGUCCGAAACGAACGGCUCGACACCAUACUUGGAAGAAUGGACAACAGAAGCAUUACAGGCCCAAGUCAAGCGGUAUGGCUUCAAAGUCUCCCGCAAGCGUGCCACUCUAAUCGACCAGCUCAAGUCUGUGUAUGAAGCUUUGCAACGUUCAAAGAUUCCUUUUGAGCAGCCAUCUGAUGUUGCUCAAGAUAGCCCACCACGAAAGUAUACACAGGCUGAGCCGGCAAAAGCAACAAGAACGAAGUGGAAACUGGUACUACCGGAAGCCACGGCAGACAGCAUAGGGAAGGGAAAAGGCAAAGGUCGAAAGAGUGACCCAUUUGUACUGGACGACAUCAGCUCCGACUCUUCUUCCUCCUCUUCAGUUUCAGUGCUAAUAGCUACAAAUGGAGGAGAGCAAGAGCCAAGGGACUAUACAGCGCAACUCGAGCUCGAAGCAGCUUCUGCUACCGAUGGCGAGCUUUCCCCUCCCCUCUCUUCCGUCUCUUCAUCCUCUUCGUCUCGCUUGCCUCUGUCUGCUUCUGCUUCACCGACCAAGCCUCGUCGUCGGCGAUCUCAUUGCACAGCCUCUUCAUCUUCAGCAGACGCCCCACUGUCAACACUCACAGCACCGCCAGAGGACGAGAGUGCAGCAGUAGAUCCAUCUCCAGCACUAGCAGAAACAAUGACCAUCGCUAUCCGAUCUGACCCCAGCGUCUGGAGCCGAAUCCUGCGCUACGAGCCGAUAAGCUUUGACGAAGUAGUCAGUAUCGCCACUCAAUCCGGAUUAGCCAUGGACACGGGCAGGAGGAAGGAAGAGUUGAGGACGUGGCUUGAUAGACAGUGCAUUUGUUUCUAUUCUGCCGAUCUCACCGGGUCUCGUUCUAGACAUUGA
This is a messenger RNA of Ustilago hordei, 993 nucleotides long. RefSeq lists its product as uncharacterized. Gene Ontology annotation, biological process: DNA repair; DNA replication. Bases 1 to 993 code for a protein of 330 amino acids. The record is from RefSeq and is a predicted model, not a curated record. Gene Ontology annotation, cellular component: nucleus; Slx1-Slx4 complex. The transcript has a single exon. NCBI's taxonomy places the organism in Eukaryota, Fungi, Basidiomycota, Ustilaginomycetes, Ustilaginales, Ustilaginaceae.